Messenger RNA from Dichomitus squalens LYAD-421 SS1, 637 nucleotides. RefSeq lists its product as uncharacterized. Bases 13 to 582 code for a protein of 189 amino acids. Gene Ontology annotation, cellular component: signal peptidase complex; membrane. The transcript has 6 exons. The record is from RefSeq and is a predicted model, not a curated record. Lineage: Eukaryota; Fungi; Basidiomycota; Agaricomycetes; Polyporales; Polyporaceae. Gene Ontology annotation, molecular function: serine-type endopeptidase activity.
CUCCUCCCCACCAUGUUCGCCGACGAGCUCAAGACGCUUCGGAGGCUUGGGUUCCGCCAUGUGCUCUUGCAGGUCCUCAACUUCGUGUCGGUCCUCUCCUCCGGCCUUAUGAUCUGGAAGGCCCUGGGGCUGAUUACGAACACUGAGUCCCCGAUUGUUGUUGUGCUCAGUGGCUCGAUGGAGCCCGCGUUCUACCGCGGGGACCUCCUCUUCUUGACCAACCCGUCGAACCAGCGGUACCAGACGGGCGACAUCACGGUGUACAAGGUUCCUGGAGCGGACAUCCCCAUCGUGCAUCGAGUCUUGGAGACGCACGAUAUCGUUUCGGACAGGAGGGGGGUCGUUGCGGCGGCUCCUCUGGCACAGCAGCAACUGUUGUUGACGAAGGGCGACAACAACCAUAUAGACGACAUCGAGCUGUACCAGGGCCUGGAGUGGCUUGAGCGAAAACACAUCGUUGGGAAAGUCAGAGGGUUCUUGCCAUACGUCGGCUACGUCACUAUCGCUAUGAACGACUUUCCGCAGCUGAAAUACGCGCUGCUAGGAGGUCUUGGACUCUUGGCGCUGAUCCAGAGGGAGUAGGGUAACCUCCGUAUUGUAUUAUAUAAUGUUCUAUCCGAGGGCUUUCUGAUCGUGC